This is a messenger RNA of Klebsormidium nitens, 1193 nucleotides long. The record is from the annotation of a GenBank genome assembly. NCBI's taxonomy places the organism in Eukaryota, Viridiplantae, Streptophyta, Klebsormidiophyceae, Klebsormidiales, Klebsormidiaceae.
AUGGCACUGUACAACGCGGCUCUCAAGAAGAAGGUGCACCUGUCGUUAACUGAACAGCACUUGGGUCAGUCCCCUAUAUUCAUUGAUUUCGAUCUCAAGCAGGACUCGGCUACUCGUAUUUACACUACCGACCACAUCAAGGCAUUGUAUGACGCCGUCACCAAGGAAGCCUCUAAUUACGUCAAGUUUGACGAGGGAGCCUUGGUGUGUUACGUACUCGAGAAGCCUGCCCCGAGGAAGGACAAGAAUCACCCGUAUAAAGACGGUUUCCACCUGCACUUCCCCGAUCUGGUCACGUGUCCCGCUGUCCAGCACAUCAUCCGUACAAACCUGUUAAAAUCUGGCACGAUCUCCGACAUUUUCGCUGACGUCACGUUCCGCAACAGUUUUGAGGAUAUGUACGACUCGCAGGUGAUCGAGAAGAACCCGCUGCUCUUGUACGGUAGUACUAAAGAUGGCAAAGGUCCAGCGUACACUUGCACGUACAAGUUGUGGGGUCAGGACGGCGAAAGAGAAGACUGCGAAGAUGAACUACCCGAUCUGACUGACCGCCUUUCGAUUCAAAACAAGUAUUCUUCGCUCACCCUGCCUGUACUUGAGGAGAAAAAGGCGGAGGUUGCCGAAUUUGUCGAGAAGAAGGCGGCUAAGGCUGAAGCUGCCAAGGUUGUUUGUGAAACUAAGCCCAAGUGUAACAUGGUACUUCUUGGCGAGGUACAACAGCUUGUGGCUAUGCUUUCUCCCUCACGUGCGGACAACCGCUCUGACUGGCUUGCACUCGGUUCAAGCUUGAAGAGCGGCGACGAAAGUUUGUUGCCAGUCUGGGAUACAUUCAGCCAACUCUCAUCGAAGUACAAGUCUGGCGAAUGUGAAAAGUUGUGGUACGACUUCAAACCGGGCAACACCAUCCGCAGUCUGCACUAUUGGGCUAAGUUGGACAGUCCUGACGCGUACAAGAAGUACAACGAGACCAGCCUACAAACCGCUCUGAUGACGUCACUAUCUGGCAGUCAUUAUGACGUGGCGCAGGUUGUGUACUCUAUGUACAAGUUUGACUACGUCAGUACAAAAGACCAGAAAAACAACACUACAUGGUACAAGUUCAGCGGGCAUCGUUGGGAAGAGUGCGUCGGUGGGGUUGACCUCCGCAACAAACUCAGUACGGACGUGUACAAAGCGUACAUUACGAUGUCCAA